AUGCGCGUCCCUCGCGUUAACACCACGAUGGCGAAAAGAAGUGCUCACCGAUCGGAUGGUGAGGCCACAAUGGCUCAAGCAACAACUCCCGCUCCACCAAAGGAGGACAACACAAGGAAGCGCAAGAGAAGGAAGCGCAACAAGCGGGCGAAGAAGAACGACGAGGCGAAGAUCAACGACGAGGCCUAG
This is a messenger RNA of Clonostachys byssicola, 189 nucleotides long. The record is from the annotation of a GenBank genome assembly. Lineage: Eukaryota; Fungi; Ascomycota; Sordariomycetes; Hypocreales; Bionectriaceae.